AUGGAUAGGUCAUGGAUGCAUGCUGAUAGGAGGUCUUACAAAUAUAAGUUAGGGGUGGGACUAUUUUGUCAAUUUGCUGUAGACCAUGCUAGAGAUCGGAACCACAUUUGUUGUCCUUGCACAAACUGUGGAAAUGUGGAAUAUUUCUCUGCUAGUGUGAUAAAAGAUCAUUUAUUUGUGAAUGGGAUUGAUCCUAGUUAUGAGAAAUGGACAGAGCAUAGGGAGGUUGAUGUUGAGUCGGCGGGAUCAGAAAGUGAUGAUGCUAGCAUAGAGGUAGAGUCUCUUGAAUCUGAAUCAGUUAAGGAUAAUAUAGGGGCAGAUUGUGAAGUUGAAUUAGAUAGCGAUGUGCGGUUGGAAGGUGAUGAGGAUGAGGAGAUUUCAAGCGAGUGUAAUGAAUUCAGGCACACCAAGAUGAAUGUACUUGUGAGGCUUUACAACUUGAAAGCCAAGCAUGGUAUGAUUGAUGCGGCUUAUUCGGACUGGUUGAUUGCCUUUUCGGAGUAUCUUCCGACUGGAAAUGAGAUACCUACGUCAGUGUAUGAGGCAAAGAAGGUUUUGAGUGCUCUAGGAAUGGAUUAUAGAAAAAUCCAUGCUUGCCCCAAUGACUGUAUUCUCUACAGAAAACAUUAUGCUGAUGAAAUUCGAUGUCCCCAAUGUGGUAUUUCAAGGUGGAAAGUAUGCAAGAACAAGAAAGAAAGGGAGGGGGUACCUGCAAAAGUAUUGUGGUACUUUCCUCCUAUUCCUAGGUUUAAAAAGAUGUUUCAGUCAGUUGAAACAUCUAAGAAUUUAACUUGGCAUGCCACAGAGAGAAACAAAGAUGGCUUCAUUCGCCAUCCCGCUGAUUCGAAAUCUUGGAAGUUAGUGGAUGAAAAGUGGCCAGAUUUUGGUUAUGAGCCACGAAACCUACGACUAGCAUUAUCAUCAGAUGGGUUCAAUCCAUAUAGCUCCUUAAGUAGCAAGUACAGCUGUUGGCCAGUAAUUUUGGUAACCUACAAUCUGCCUCCAUGGCUAGUAAUGAAGAGGAAACACAUGAUGCUUACCUUAUUGAUAUCAGGGCCUAGACAACCAGGAAACGAUAUUGAUGUUUACCUUGAACUGUUAAUAGAUGACUUAAAGUUGUUAUGGGAAGGAGUUAGGGGAGUUUAUGAUGCGAUUAGAAAUGAAAAUUUUACUCUCAAGGCAUUACUAUUCUGGACAAUCAAUGAUUUUCUAGCGUAUGGUAACCUUUCAGGGAGUAUAGUUAAAGCCUAUAAUGCGUGUCCGAUUUGGCUUGAGAAAACAGAACCCACGAGACUAGUUCAUGGAGGGAAGAUGGCUUACACCAUUCAUAGGCGGUUUUUAGGAAGGCACCAUCCAUAUCGAAAGCUAAGGGCUGUUUUCAAUAACCACCCAGAACAUGCAGCAGCUCCAGUGCCGUUAACUGGAGAAGAAGUGUUGAGCAGGUUAGAGGAAGAAGUUCCAGAUUGGCCUUUUGGGAAGAAAUUUCCCCCUCCUCCUUAUAAGGGGGCUGAAGAUGAAACUAGGCCUUGCUGGAAGAAGAAAUCUAUAUUUUUUCAGCUAGAGUAUUGGAAGUUUCUCCCUAUUAGACACUGCCUUGAUGUCAUGCACAUUGAAAAAAAUGUGUGUGAUAGUCUAAUCGGGACGUUACUGAACAUUCCUGGAAAAACUAAAGAUGGACUAAAAACUCGGUUAGAUCUGGUGAAAAUGGGUAUAAGACCAGGAUUGCAGCCCAAUGUAGAUUGUCCGAAAAAGAAUCGCUUGCCAUUGGCAAGCUGGAACCUAACAAUGGAUGAGAAAAGAUGCAUGUGUGGCUCUUUUCAUGGCAUGAAGGUUCCUGAAAAUUAUUCUUCAAACAUUAGUAGCCUGGUUUCAAUGGAUGAAUUAAGGUUGAGUGGACUGAAAUCGCAUGAUUGUCAUGCCUUAAUGCAACAAUUACUUCCCGUUGCAAUCCGUGGUGUGCUUGAAAAACCUGUCAGAAUUGCCAUAAUAAGGCUUUGUCUAUUUUUUAAUGAAAUCUGUAGUCCCACUAUAGAUCCUUCAAGGCUUCCACAAAUUCAAGCAGAUCUGGUCGAAACAUUGUGUGUGCUUGAAAAGUAUUUCCCUCCUUCUUUCUUUGACAUAAUGAUACAUCUUACGGUUCACUUGGUUAGAGAAGUUGAGUUAUGUGAGCCGGUUUGCUUCCGAUGGAUGUAUCCUUUUGAAAGGUAUAUGAAGGUGUGCAAGGGAUAUGUUAGAAACAAAAGGCAUCCAGAAGGCUGCAUUGCAGAAUGCUACAUUGCUGAAGAGGCAGUUGAGUUCUUAGCAGAACUUUUCUUCGACGACAAGACUGUUGGCAUCCCAACAGCCCCCAACAUGGAGGACAGGCCUACAUUGGGUGCUAAUAUUGAGUCUGUUUAUGGCAAGGACUUUGACCAAGCUCAUCUCUGCGUGCUUCACAACACCGAAGAAUUCAGAAGCUACUUUGUGGAACACUUGGACUAUUUGAAGCGGGAAUUCCCAAAGUACAAAAAGAAUGACAAGUGGCUAGUAGACAAGCAAAACCAGACUUUUGCAGAUUGGGUGAAAGACAGGGUUGCAUCUGACCUUAUUAAUCCUGGUUUUGAGUGCCCUGAGAUUGUUAGGUGGCUAGUAGAUAAACCAUGCCAUGAAGUAUCGAAGUUCAGUGGCUAUAGAGUAGGCGGAGUGCAGUAUAACACAAAACUCUGGGAUAAUCUGCUGCAAAGACAAAGUAGUGGGGUUUACUUGGUUGCUGAAACGCCUCAAGUGGCUAGUGCUAGGGACAAGAACCCUAUUACUCAUGACAUCAGCUUUUAUGGGGUUAUUACUGAAAUAUGGGAGCUAGACUACGAUCAUUUUAGGGUACCUAUAUUUAAGUGUGAUUGGGUAGAGAAUGAGAAGGGUGUUAGGGUAGAUGAGUUUGGUUUCACUUUAGUAAAUUUGAAUAGGAAGGGGCAUCAAAAUGACAGCUUUGUUUUGGGAAAAUGUGUGCAACAGAUUUUUUAUGCUCAAGACCCCAUAGAUCAUAGGUGGUCAGUUGUGUUGAAGGUCCCGAAAAAAGACUACGCAGAUUCUGUUUCUAUGGAUGAGCUCGGGGACACUGUUAUUUCCCAUCAUGCUGGUGCAAGUACUGUGUGA
This is a messenger RNA of Rosa chinensis, 3135 nucleotides long. RefSeq lists its product as uncharacterized. The record is from RefSeq and is a predicted model, not a curated record. The transcript is spliced from 4 exons. The coding region runs from base 1 to 3135 and encodes 1044 amino acids. NCBI's taxonomy places the organism in Eukaryota, Viridiplantae, Streptophyta, Magnoliopsida, Rosales, Rosaceae.